UGUCAAAUUAUUCUUCCGUUUAGUCAAGUGACGCCAUUGUGAGCCGUAACGACUUUGAGCAGCAACGGGAUUAAUCUCGAUUUUCUUAUACAAUCUCGGAAAAGAAAAUAAUAAACACCAACAAAAUGGCAGAUGAUAUGCCCACUUUCAAAUGCGUGCUGGUUGGUGAUGGUGGUACUGGCAAAACUACUUUUGUCAAAAGACAUUUGACUGGAGAGUUCGAGAAAAAAUACGUCGCUACACUCGGCGUCGAAGUGCACCCUCUAGUAUUCCACACAAACCGAGGUCCUAUCAGAUUUAAUGUGUGGGAUACUGCUGGCCAAGAGAAGUUCGGAGGACUUAGAGAUGGUUACUAUAUUCAAGGUCAAUGUGCCAUCAUCAUGUUCGACGUAACCUCUCGUGUCACUUACAAAAACGUACCAAACUGGCAUCGAGACUUAGUUCGUGUCUGUGAAGGAAUCCCUAUUGUUUUGUGUGGAAACAAAGUAGACAUCAAGGACAGGAAAGUCAAAGCAAAAACAAUUGUGUUCCACAGGAAAAAGAACUUACAGUACUACGACAUCUCUGCCAAGUCAAACUACAACUUUGAAAAGCCUUUCCUGUGGUUAGCAAGAAAACUGAUUGGUGAUGGUAACUUGGAGUUUGUUGCCAUGCCUGCCCUUCUGCCCCCAGAAGUUACAAUGGAUCCCCAAUGGCAGAACCAAAUCGAAAAGGAUCUCAAAGAAGCUCAAGACACCGCGCUACCGGAAGAAGAUGAAGACUUGUAAAUAUAGCAAUGGCUAAAACUAAAUUUCAGUGCUGUUGCAUUGAGUGCGAUGUGUACACAAUGUAUUAAUUUUAAAUUUCAUUCCAUAAGUUCAAGUGAUCGAGAAGUUGGUAUAAUUGGACACCUAACUUAUUACAUGUCAUUAUUUCUGUAAUUGCUUUAAUUAAUCUAUGUUAAAAGAUUUUAGAUAUAUUUCUUUUGUAUGACAUUGUAGAUGUAUGUAAUUUGUACAAUCAUUCUACUAAACUUCAAUCCACUAGUGUAAUAUUCUGUAUCACAAUGCUUUUUCACCCAAAGAGCUGUACCCACUAUUUAUUGUAAGUGUUUAGGAUCUCUCUCAGUUUGUAAUCCUAUACAUCAGUAUGCUGUGUAUUGUAAAUUCCCAAUGGUACAUUUUUUGUAAUAACAGCUUUACUGUUUAUCAGUGGCAUGUACAUAACCAGUGAGUAUUGUAAUUUGUUCUGUACACAUGACUGACAAUAUUACAAUUUAAAAUUAUGGUGAUAAUUUUUGAAAUAAAGUUGAAAAAA
Trichoplusia ni (cabbage looper) is the source of this 1296-nucleotide messenger RNA. RefSeq names its product GTP-binding nuclear protein Ran (gene Ran). Gene Ontology annotation, molecular function: GTPase activity; GTP binding. NCBI's taxonomy places the organism in Eukaryota, Metazoa, Arthropoda, Insecta, Lepidoptera, Noctuidae. The record is from RefSeq and is a predicted model, not a curated record. Gene Ontology annotation, cellular component: nucleus; cytoplasm. The transcript is spliced from 3 exons. Gene Ontology annotation, biological process: protein import into nucleus; ribosomal subunit export from nucleus. The coding region runs from base 126 to 767 and encodes 213 amino acids.